Molecule: messenger RNA, 195 nt
Organism: Ambispora leptoticha
Lineage: Eukaryota; Fungi; Glomeromycota; Glomeromycetes; Archaeosporales; Ambisporaceae
Source: the annotation of a GenBank genome assembly
AACGAGAAGGCAGAACUUCAUAUUAAACAAAUUGAGCUUCAAUUCAUUAUAGAUAGGUUGAUUUCCAAUAAUAAAGUACACGACCAUAUUGAAGAGCAAAAGUUAGAUCUUAUUUCAAAACGAUCAAAGCGAGCAUUGGAUCGUGGUUCUGAAAAUAAUGAAAAGGCUGAUACAAAUGAAAUGAUCCAUUUGUGA